GUGACACCCUUAGUGACGCCAGGCGCGUUCCUUCCUCUUCCUCUCUCCUCUCCGGCCCCGCCUUCCCUUCCCUCCGCCCACCUCCCCGAAGCGGAGCCGCCGUCGCCACCAGCGCCGUCAUGUCGGCCCCCGCCGGGUCCCCUCACCCGGCCGCCAGCGCCCGGAUCCCGCCCAAGUUCGGCGGAGCGGCCGCCUCAGGAGCCGCAGCGCCCGCGGGCCCGGGCCCCGCGCCGCACCAGCAGAACGAGACGGGGUUUCACCAUGUUGCCCAAGCUAGUCUUGAACUCCUGGACCCAAGCAAUCUGCCCGCCUCAGCCUCCCAAAUUGCCGGGAUUACAGGUCCAGCCCAGAAUCAAAUGCAGGUUCCAUCUGGAUAUGGAUUGCAUCAUCAAAACUAUAUUGCUCCCUCAGGACAUUACUCUCAAGGACCUGGGAAAAUGACCUCGUUGCCAUUGGAUACCCAGCGUGGUGAUUACUACUCUGCUCUCUAUACAGUACCAACACAAAAUGUGACUCCUAACACAGUGAACCAGCAACCAGGAGCACAGCAGAUGUACAGCAGGGGUCCUCCUGCCCCUCAUAUUGUGGGAUCCACUCUGGGAUCUUUCCAAGGUGCUGCAUCAUCAGCAUCCCAUUUGCAUACGAGUGCCUCCCAACCAUACUCCUCUUUUGUGAAUCACUACAAUAGUCCAGCCAUGUACUCUGCCAACUCUUCUGUUGCGUCUCAGGGAUUUCCCUCUACUUGUGGUCAUUAUGCUAUGUCAACUGUUUCUAAUGCCGCGUAUCCUAGUGUUUCAUAUCCCUCUCUGCCUGCUGGUGAUACAUAUGGGCAAAUGUUUACCUCACAGAAUGCUCCGACUGUUAGGCCAGUUAAAGAUAAUUCAUUCUCUGGUCAAAAUACAGCUAUCAGCCAUCCAUCGCCACUUCCACCUCCACCAUCACAACAGCACCACCAGCAGCAAAGUCUUUCAGGAUACAAUACUCUAACGUGGUCAGCUCCAGGCCUUCCAUCGACUCAAGACAAUCUCAUCCGAAACCACACAGGAUCCCUGGCUGUAGCGAACAACAACCCAACCAUUACUGGUAGUUUCUUCUCUUCAAUUGCAGAUUCUUUAUCCUGUCUUGUUAUGCAAAAUGUUCAGCCUCCCAAGUCCAGCCCAGUGGUAUCCACUGUUUUAUCAGGAUCCUCAUCAACAAGAACACCUCCCACUGCAAAUCACCCAGUUGAGCCUGUGACCUCAGUUACACAGCCAUCAGAGCUAUUACAACAAAAAGGCAUGCAGUAUGGUGAAUAUGUUAAUAACCAAGCUAGCUCCGCACCAACUCCCUUGUCAUCAACUUCCGAUGAUGAGGAAGAGGAGGAGGAGGAUGAGGAAGCAGGUGUUGACAGCUCUUCUACCACAAGCAGUGCUUCUCCAAUGCCCAACAGUUAUGAUGCCCUGGAAGGAGGCAGUUACCCAGAUAUGCUUUCUUCAUCAGCAAGCAGUCCUGCUCCUGAUCCCGCCCCUGAACCUGAUCCUGCUUCUGCUCCAGCUCCAGCUUCAGCUCCAGCUCCUGUCAUCCCUCAGCCUUCAAAAAUGGCUAAGCCUUUUGGCUAUGGCUAUCCAACACUUCAGCCUGGUUAUCAGAAUGCUACAGCACCACUUACUUCUGGAGUACAGCCCAGUAACCCAGUAUAUUCUGGAUUCCAGCAAUAUCCUCAAUAUCCUGGUGUCAACCAGCUAUGCUCCAGUAUAGGAGGAUUGAGUCUUCAGAGUUCUCCACAACCAGAAAGCCUGAGACCUGUAAACCUCACUCAGGAGAGGAAUAUUUUACCCAUGACUCCUGUUUGGGCCCCUGUACCUAACUUGAAUGCAGACCUCAAAAAAUUAAACUGUAGCCCAGAUUCAUUUCGGUGUACUUUGACAAAUAUUCCACAGACACAGGCUUUACUGAAUAAAGCUAAGCUUCCUUUAGGAUUGUUGUUACAUCCCUUCAGAGACCUAACGCAAUUACCAGUGAUAACAUCAAAUACCAUUGUGAGGUGCCGAUCUUGUCGAACAUAUAUUAACCCCUUUGUAUCCUUCAUUGAUCAACGUAGAUGGAAAUGCAAUUUGUGCUAUAGAGUUAAUGAUGUUCCUGAAGAAUUUAUGUAUAACCCUCUUACCCGAUCUUAUGGAGAGCCUCAUAAACGACCAGAAGUUCAGAAUUCAACUGUGGAGUUCAUUGCUUCUUCAGAUUACAUGCUGCGUCCUCCUCAACCUGCAGUUUACUUGUUUGUUUUAGAUGUGUCUCAUAAUGCAGUGGAAGCUGGAUAUUUGGCAAUUUUGUGCCAGUCACUCUUAGAAAAUCUAGACAAGCUUCCUGGAGAUUCACGAACAAGAAUAGGAUUCAUGACCUUUGAUAGCACUAUUCAUUUCUACAAUUUACAAGAAGGAUUAUCACAGCCUCAAAUGUUGAUUGUGUCGGAUAUAGAUGAUGUCUUUCUACCUACACCGGAUAGUUUACUUGUGAAUCUGUAUGAAAGUAAAGAGCUUAUAAAAGACUUGCUGAAUGCAUUACCAAAUAUGUUCACCAAUACAAGAGAAACACACAGUGCCCUUGGUCCUGCACUUCAGGCUGCCUUUAAAUUAAUGUCUCCGACAGGUGGCCGUGUGUCUGUAUUUCAGACACAGUUACCUUCCUUGGGUGCAGGACUUCUGCAGUCCAGAGAAGAUCCUAAUCAGAGAUCAAGUACAAAGGUGGUACAACAUCUUGGCCCUGCAACUGAUUUUUAUAAGAAACUUGCAUUAGAUUGCUCGGGACAGCAAACUGCAGUGGAUUUGUUCCUUUUAAGUUCACAGUAUUCUGAUCUUGCCUCUCUAGCUUGCAUGUCCAAGUAUUCUGCAGGGUGCAUCUAUUAUUAUCCAUCAUUCCACUAUACUCACAAUCCUUCACAAGCAGAAAAGUUACAAAAAGACCUAAAACGGUAUCUCACAAGAAAAAUUGGGUUUGAAGCUGUUAUGAGAAUAAGGUGUACUAAAGGUCUUUCAAUGCACACUUUUCAUGGUAACUUCUUUGUUCGUUCUACUGAUUUGUUAUCCCUUGCCAACAUCAAUCCUGAUGCUGGAUUUGCGGUGCAGUUGUCAAUUGAAGAAAGUUUAACAGAUACUUCCUUAGUAUGUUUUCAAACAGCCCUAUUAUAUACAUCAAGCAAAGGUGAGCGGAGAAUUAGAGUACAUACACUUUGUUUGCCAGUGGUAAGUUCACUAGCAGAUGUAUAUGCGGGAGUGGAUGUACAAGCUGCCAUCUGCCUUCUGGCAAACAUGGCUGUGGAUCGGUCCGUUUCAUCAAGUCUAUCAGAUGCAAGAGAUGCCUUAGUGAAUGCUGUAGUGGACUCAUUGUCUGCAUAUGGCUCAACUGUCUCAAAUUUACAGCACUCUGCAUUGAUGGCGCCCAGCUCCCUGAAGUUGUUUCCUCUCUAUGUUUUGGCCCUUCUCAAACAGAAAGCAUUUAGAACGGGUACAAGCACACGGCUGGAUGAUCGUGUAUACGCCAUGUGUCAGAUAAAGUCUCAGCCGCUUGUUCAUCUAAUGAAAAUGAUUCAUCCCAACUUAUACAGGAUAGACAGAUUGACAGAUGAGGGUGCAGUACAUGUUAAUGACAGGGUUGUACCACAGCCACCUCUUCAAAAAUUGUCUGCAGAGAAGCUGACAAGAGAAGGUGCUUUCCUUAUGGACUGUGGCUCUGUUUUUUACAUUUGGGUUGGGAAAGGCUGUGACAAUAACUUCAUAGAGGAUGUGCUUGGAUAUCCUGAUUUUGCAUCAAUACCACAGAAAAUGACACAUCUUCCAGAGCUAGAUACACUUUCAUCAGAAAGAACCAGAUCCUUCAUAACUUGGCUUAGAGACAGCAGACCAUUAAGUCCAAUCCUUCACAUAGUAAAAGAUGAGAGUCCUGCCAAAGCAGAAUUUUUUCAGCAUUUGAUUGAAGACCGGACAGAGGCUGCAUUUUCUUACUAUGAAUUUUUGCUUCAUGUUCAGCAGCAGAUUUGUAAGUGAAUUAAAAUAAAAUUGAAUAAGAAAAAGAUCUGUAACCUAGGUAAAGCAUAACCUGUCAGAGAAGCGCGUGAGAAACUUGAAAUGAAGACAUUUGUUAAUACAAGAUGCAACGCACAGCACUCUGUCUGAGGCUUUGGUAAAAAGUAAAGGGGAAGAAAGAACUUGACAGAUCUUUUUCAACUCAAAUUAAUGGUAACGACGAUGCUGUUUCACCAAGUAUAUUUUGAAUUGGUUUCUACACAUUUCCAGUAGUAUGGCAGUACAGUGCUCUGUUAAUUGCAAGCUGGCAAAUUUAUGUAGCUAUGUGGAAUGAUAUGUCAUAUUGUAAAAUUAGAUAAAUUCUUUUUUCUUAUAAUUAAUAUAACAUUUCUGGACUUGAACUCUGGCAAGAGAUGCCAAAAGGCAGUGGUACCGUGUUAUUUGUUUAUAUGAAUUACUUUUUAACAAGGAAUGUUUCUUAUUCAUCAAAUGAAUUCAACAUUUUCUCUGUAAAAACAAUAGAGUUUCAGUACAUGAACUAUAGAAAAAAAUCUAUAUAUAAUGUACAUAAAUGUUACAUUUGUAAAGAAAAUGUAAAAAUGUAACUAUAGAAUAUGAAUUGCUUAAACUGUGCUGCAUUGUUGGAUGACAACUCUUUGUCACAGUUAGAGAAUGAGGUUGACUAAUGCAUAUUAUGAAUUGAGUCCACAAAGGAACACAAAACUCUUUGUAAUUCUGUUAAAUCUUUUAUGUGGAUUUAUUUAUGAUCAGCCUACUAAUUAAAACUAUUUCGCUUGA
Messenger RNA from Symphalangus syndactylus (siamang), 4796 nucleotides. It is a transcript of the gene SEC24B, whose product is annotated as SEC24 homolog B, COPII component. Gene Ontology annotation, biological process: COPII-coated vesicle cargo loading; intracellular protein transport; endoplasmic reticulum to Golgi vesicle-mediated transport. Gene Ontology annotation, molecular function: zinc ion binding; SNARE binding. The record is from RefSeq and is a predicted model, not a curated record. Lineage: Eukaryota; Metazoa; Chordata; Mammalia; Primates; Hylobatidae. Gene Ontology annotation, cellular component: endoplasmic reticulum exit site; COPII vesicle coat.